GUUCAGUUUUCCUGGAAUCUAAAUGGAGCUGCAGUACCUUCAGACCCACGCUACAGUGUUACCCAUGAUAGCCUCAUUAUUAGCCCAGUGGAAAGAAAUGACAAUGGAUCAUUUACGUGUAUUGCCAGAAACCGGGUGAAUAAUAUUACCAGCGGAGCCUUGACACUUAGCCUGGCCUGGCAUCCAGAGGGAUUAAUAAAGUGUUCUGCAAAUGCCAAUAAUGAAAACGUCCAGCUUCUCUGUUCCUGGCCGGGCGGCAACCCUCCUGCAAACAUCAACAUGACAUUUAAUUCUAGUAUUCAGAAUGGGAUAAAUGAGGUCGCCAAAAAUGUGUCGUUAAUCCCGCCUAGUUCUGAUCAGAGGCUCUUCUGCUAUGGUGCCCAGGGAGGGCUAGAGGUGGUCUGUGCUCUUACAUUAGCAAAGCCAUAUGUAUACGAUUUCAAAAAUUACAGCACAACUCCAGUGGUAGAAGGAAAUUCAGCAACGCUGACAGUCACAUUGACUGGCAAUACUGUUGGGAUUAAUUCUCGUGCCCCGAUACCAGAAGCUAAAAUCCUACCUGCAACCUUCACAUGGUUUCACCUCAAUCCUAAUCCCACCCCAGUGUCUGAAGGGGUGGUGUCCACUCCUUCUACAUCCAGUCUAACAGUGUCUUCAGUGACAGAAAAGGAAAAUGGAACUCAUGAAUGCAGAGCAGAGAACUUGAUUGGAAGCACAAGUUUCUUCUACAUAAUACAUGUGGAAGCCAAACCAAUUCCCCCUCCCUCUAAUGGACUGAGUCCCGGUGAGAUCGCAGGUAUUGUGAUUGGAGUACUUGCUGGAUUGGCUAUCAUCGGAAUAGUUAUUUUCUUUAUCGUAAAGGGAAACAAAACAAAUUCUACAAGAGCUCACAUUUAUGAGAAUACAGAAAAUCAGGCAUCUCACAUUUAUGUAAACACCAUGCCAGGAGCAGAGAUGGAGAAAAAUAAAUUCGCCACAGAAGAGCCCAGCUACCAGGAUUUGAUAUUCCAAGAUAAAGCAGAAUACAGCACUAUAAUUCCAGCACCUAAGAAAUAAGCCAGCUAAAGUAGUUUGGUGAAUCAGGAGACAAGAAUUAGAUGACCUCUGGGUUCCCAGGAACAAAACCUGAACAGAAUGGAAACCAUUUGCAAUGAAGAACUUUCUGUAUGAAUCUAACUGCAAAAUGAAUCAAAAUAAUCAGCCCUUACUGGCAUGUAAUGAAAAAUUAAAGGACUGGUUGUGUACCUCAUGGAAACUUUUUAAGAAAAUGCCAGCUGAGAUGAUAAGUUACCAGUGCAGAAAUGUAUGAAAAGAUGU
Molecule: messenger RNA, 1317 nt
Organism: Pelobates fuscus (common spadefoot toad)
Lineage: Eukaryota; Metazoa; Chordata; Amphibia; Anura; Pelobatidae
Product: carcinoembryonic antigen-related cell adhesion molecule 1-like
Exons: 9
Coding region: 280-1056 (258 amino acids)
Source: RefSeq, a predicted model, not a curated record